AUGUACAUAUUUAAACUCUAUGAAAAUAGAUCUAGCUCUGAAUGUAAGAGAUUUGUUAGUAUAAUUCAGCCUUUUUUUAGUUCAUUUUGAACUAACCCAGGUGGAAACAACUUAUGAUAUUAAUAGAUUUCUUCGAACGUAUAAUUUAAUAGACAUGGCUAGACUGCAAUGGAAGAAAUACAGAACAAUUGCAUUCAUUAGUGCAGUAGUUUUAUUUUAUUUAAUAAUUCAUUCUCAAUCCUACGAACACAAAGCUUUCAUAUUUUUGCCAAAAGUACAUCCGAACGCGCCUUGGGAAUUUGUAGCAGACUUUAGCAAUAUGAAAUUUCUAAAUCCAACAAUCAUAAGCUUCAAUAUACUAAAGGAAAGUGGUAACUACGAACAUUGGAAAUACACGACAGAAUAUUACGAGAAACUGUCUCAUUGGCCUUACUUGCCCAAUUAUUCCGUGGCCCACUUCAAUGUUAAAGCCUCGCCCAAGAAGGAUGUAUAUUUUAUUAAUUCCGUUCACCAGACAUGUUUGUUUAUGGGGUAUUAUUGCUUGAACUCGGAAAGCGAAUUCAAAUUUUAUCACAGUAAUUCUUCCAAAGGGGCUCUGUGUGAGGAGUUUGUCAGGUAUGAAUGUCCCUUUAUUCUCUCAUCAUUUUGUAGAAGGGAGGUGCAAUAUCAAAGAAAUGCCAUUAUGAACAAUUUAUCGAAGAAAUUUACUGGAAAAUCUACAAAUAUUUUAAGUUAG
Messenger RNA from Phyllotreta striolata, 736 nucleotides. The record is from the annotation of a GenBank genome assembly. NCBI's taxonomy places the organism in Eukaryota, Metazoa, Arthropoda, Insecta, Coleoptera, Chrysomelidae.